Molecule: messenger RNA, 1711 nt
Organism: Drosophila yakuba
Lineage: Eukaryota; Metazoa; Arthropoda; Insecta; Diptera; Drosophilidae
Gene: Elp4
Product: putative elongator complex protein 4
Exons: 1
Coding region: 274-1593 (439 amino acids)
Biological process (GO): tRNA wobble uridine modification
Cellular component (GO): cytoplasm; transcription elongation factor complex; elongator holoenzyme complex
Source: RefSeq, a predicted model, not a curated record
UCCUACGAUUUAACAUUAUUCAGCAAAAUAUACAACAUUAAAACCAAUUUAUUUUUAAGCAAUAAAAACGAAACUAUCGCCUUGCCCAGAAUUGGCGAAUUAACAGCUGUUUGGACCAUCGAUAGGGAAUUGGAGAGUGUGCCUCCAUUGGCAGCCAUCGACAAUAGAUAAUAUCUAUCGAAACUAUCGAAAUAGAAGUUUACGCGAAGAGAAGGAAACACAGAGCGAAAAAGAACGCAAAAAAUAAAGGUUAGCGAAAUCUGUGCGACGAAGAUGACCAGUUUCCGCAAGCGCACCGUGCAGAAGCCGAUCCGCGGCACCCGCACCUCGCCGCACACGGCGCAGGUGAUCACCUCCAGCGGAAAUCCCUCCUUGGACGUGGUCAUUGGCGGCGGUCUGCCCAUGGGUUCGAUCUGCCUGAUCGAGGAGGAUCGCUUCAUGACGCACGCCAAGGUGCUGGCCAAGUACUUUCUGGCCGAGGGCGUGAUCUCCAAGCAGGAGAUAUUUUUGGGCAGCCUGGACGACAUUCCGGCCGAGAUGCUGCGUCGUCUGCCCAAACCGCUGACCGAACUGGAAACGGAGGUGGAGCAGCGCCAGGAGCAGGCGCAGGAAGCUGGUGGCGCCGAAAAUGGCCUUAGGAUCGCUUGGCGGUACAAUGAUCUACCGCUGGUAAAUACAGAGCACGCGACAGCCAAAAUCGGUCACCACUUCAACCUGAUGGAGCAAAUGGACUCGAUGAUGCUCUACUACGCCAAUACCACCAUGUGGGACGAUAGCCAGAAGGAGCAGGACAUUGUCAUUGCCGAGGAGUUCUCCAAGAGCAGCUCCCCGACCACUCCAUCGCUGGAGCAGCAGCCCGCGGAGGAUGCCCCACCGAUUCCAGGCGAGGAGACUGCUCCGCAGGAGAAGGUGCCUCCCCAGGAGGAAAACUCUGCCAACAACAACAAUAAUAAUAAUAACAACAACAACAGCAGCAGCGUGACCAGUAGCACAAAAACAGGCAGCCAGGAGUCGCAGUCGCAGAUCUUCCACAACCCCCGCUACCGAGGACUGCUCAACGAUAUUCAACAGCUGCUGCGGGACGAGAGCUUCGUCGCUGGGACCAAGAAGAACCUGUGCCGCGUCUGCCUGACCUCGUUGGGAUCGCCGCUGUGGUACGACGACCACUUCGGUGAGGACCUGAUCAAGUUCCUCACGCUGCUGAUGGCCAGUGUGCGGAACUGCAACUCUGUGUGCCUGAUCACGAUGCCCAUGCACCUGAUUGCCAAGUAUGAUGCCAGCCUGGUGCCCAAGAUCCGCCAACUGGUGGACUAUGCCAUUGAACUGGAGUCGUUUGCCGGUUCGGAGCGUGAAACGCAUCCAGCCUUCAAGGAGUACAGUGGACUGCUCCAUUUGCACAAGAUGUCGGCCCUCAAUACGUUGGCCGUGCACAUGCCGGACACCACGGACCUGGCCUUCAAGUUGCGCCGCAAGAAGUUCGUGAUCGAAAAGUUCCACCUGCCGCCGGAGCUGCAGGAGUCAUCUGCCAAGCCGGACAAUUGCAACUCCGGUCUACUGAGCAAUUCCGAUGCCACAGCCUCGCUGGAUUUCUAGCUGUCAGCGGAAUUAGAAACUAAGUGCGCGUAUGUAACCACGAAACAACUAAAUUGCAUAAUAAUAAGCCAAGUAAAUGCAUUAAUAUAUCAGCCCUGAUUUUGUACCAUUUUGAAAA